AUGGCGACUGUACCUGGGCAGCUGAUAUGGGAGAUCGUCAGGAAGAACAACUCAUUUCUGGUGAAGCAGUUUGGAAAUGGGACUGCUAGCGUUAAGUUCAGCAAGGAGCCCAACAAUCUGUGCAACGUGCACUCUUACAAGCACUCUGGGUUGGCAAACAAGAAAACCGUGACCAUUCAACCUGGCAAGGAUCAGUCAGUGCUGUUUGCAACAACAAAAACCAAGAAACAGAACAAGCCAUCAAGCCUGCUUCACAAGUCUCUAUUGAAAAAGGAAUUCAACCGCAUGGCAAAGGCUGUCACAAAUCAGGUGGCUGAUAACAAUUACAGGCCUGAUUUGAAGAAGGCGGCCCUUGCACGAUUAAGCAGGGUUCACAGAAGCCUCAAGGUUGCCAAAUCUGGUGUGAAGAAGAAGAACAGGCAGACUGCUUAUUAG
Molecule: messenger RNA, 435 nt
Organism: Striga hermonthica
Lineage: Eukaryota; Viridiplantae; Streptophyta; Magnoliopsida; Lamiales; Orobanchaceae
Source: the annotation of a GenBank genome assembly